Messenger RNA from Caenorhabditis auriculariae, 4878 nucleotides. The record is from the annotation of a GenBank genome assembly. Lineage: Eukaryota; Metazoa; Nematoda; Chromadorea; Rhabditida; Rhabditidae.
AUGAAAGUUUAUAAUACUCGGGAGACCUUCCGGUACGAACCCAAAGAAAAGGAAACAGUAUUGUAAGUUAAUAAGUAAUUUUUCCCGGUUCGAAAAAUAUUUUGGGUUAGGGAUCCACUGGCUCUCGAGUCGCGAGACGUGCAGAACUUUGAAUCGGCCGGGAAGGUUGCCAAGUACCAGUGCAACUGCAAGUAUCCUUGGCUCCGCGAGCUCCACGGGCUCACGGCCUUCAUGAUGGUUUCCUUGAUUUGAUUAUAGUCUGCUCAGAUUCUGAAUAUCAAGUGGUCGCUAAAGCACCGCCCAUAAUGGUGCUAUAAGCCAAUCAGAGAGCGAGCCAUCCACAGAGUUUUUGAAUGACGUCAUUGUACUUUUCAUUCAAAAUCUGAACAGACCUAAACACGAAAAAUACAGGAUGAAAGCCAAUACUAAUAAAUUAGAUCUUUUUAAAAAAAUAAGAUAAAAAAAGACCAUUUACAUUUUUGUUUGAGCAUUUUCGGAAUUUGAGAAUUUUUUUCGGAUUACCGUUGGUGUACUGGAUUAGGUCAAGAACUAUUCUGCCUAUACUAAUUUUUAGGAGAGCUUAAAAAGAAAAAUCUUUAAAAGUUUACGAUCAGCAAAUUUUUGCCAUAUUCUCAUCAAGAACUGAGGAGUUGGACAGCUUGAAAUCUGGUACUGAUAGAAAAUUCUUCACCUAUCUUUUUAUGACAAAAAAAACUUAUCACCGAAAAGCUGAAUAAGAGAGAGAUGUGCUCUCAAAAAUGAAAGAAACCUCAUUUCUUUGAAUCUUGCGAGGCGAAUUUACGUUGACUCAAACUUUUUACAACUUUUAAAGUUCAACACUCUAUUCUUCAUCAAAUAGAAGAAAUUCAGUCCAAUUCACUGAAGGAGAAACUUUUCUGGUUGGCCGUCAUCUUGGCCUGCACGGGUGUUUCGAUCUACAACACGAAACUGAUUCUCGAGGACUACGUCAAGGCUCAGACCGCGACUAGAAUCACAAUUUUGCCGGUCAUUUUUCGUUCUUUUUUUUUAAAUAUAUUCUUUCUUUUGCGCUUCAGAGGAUAAUCUCUCAAGUUGAUAAUGGUUAACCGGUCGUGCUUACCCAGAGUCUCAGGGUGUACCCGGUUUAAACCAGAACUUUUGGCUUUUUUUUGCCAAUUUCGCUCAUUUUCCAAAAUAAACGAUUCUUUUCAGACAGACCGCCUCAAGUUUCCAACCCUCGUGUUUUGUCCGAAAAAUGCUGAUGCUCUGCACUUUUACCCCAUUCUGGAAGGUUUGAAGCUGAUUGAGUUAUAUAUUUUAGCUAUUUCAUUUCUCAGAUAUGUAUCAGCGGCUGGGAUACAUGGAAAACAACACAAAUAUGGACAUUAUUCAGUACGCGAUCGCCGGUUUCAUGUUCAGUAACGUCGACCUCGACAAGUACAACUCAACCUAUUUGUUCGUUUUCUUUUCUUUUCUUCUUGAAUUGUAUAUUCAAUGUUUCCCGACUUGAAAGGCGAGGGAGGCGUGGCUAGGGGCGGGACACGUAGCGUGUGCGUACGCGGUUCUUGGCACGUGUUCAAUUCAACCGCUAGCGAGCAUUCAGAGAGCUUAUUUAUCGCUUUUUUCACUUCUUUUUUAAUUUUUUAUUGAUUAUGUUCAUGUGUGCAUCAAAAACUAGAAGAAAAUACAAAAAAGAGCGGUUGCCGAGCUUUUUAAAUAGUCGGCGGCGAUUGAAUUAAACUGGCGCCAAAAACCGCGUACGCACACGCUACGCGUCUCGCCCCUUGCCCCGCCUCCCUCGCCUUUCAAGUCGGGAAACAUUGACUAUACACUCAACGACACAAAAAUGACAUUUCCCCCAAAGUUCAAACAAAAAUUUUGCGUUCCAAUUCUUCAAAAUUCAAAAUUUUCGCUGAUUCAAGGCUGGCUUGAGUCAUCGAAAAAGGUCCUAACACGGUAAUAAUUAUAUAGUGUCUUUUUAUUCAGCCUUACAUUGUUAGCUUUUCGUUAUUAAAGGCGCAUAUACAGAGAUUGGUCGCGUACAUCGAAAGAUGAUCUCCCGGAAAGAAAAAUUGUGAAAACCUAGCGCGGAAUGGGCUAAUAUUGCAUUGAAAAUUUCAGAAAAGUUGUGAUUUUUUGAUAGAUGAAAUCUUCAGAAAUACUCUAAACGACUAUUAUUUGAAAUGGCGAGGGGAGAGGUCUCAACUGGAAAUGUUCGACUUUGUAUACAACCAGAACGGCUACAACUGCAGCGAUGUCAGUUUUUUUGAAAGCUUGGAAUUAUUAAUUUGUUUGCUGGAAGUCCAUUGCCGCAUGUGGAAUGGUUCGAUGUGUUACGAAUUUUUUUCGAAAAAAAUUUUUUUGUAGUUUUCAUGUUCCGAAGUAGUUUUUUCCGAUUAGUAAAAUGAAAAAUAUAGCAUUUUCAAAGAUUUUUCUUCACAUUUUUUGAAGGCUUUCUCCUUGAUCACUCUAUGUUCCUAAAUAGAUACUUUUUUUGAGUUAAUUUUCCCCGGCAAGUCGUCGCUCAAGCUCCGCCCCUAAUGGUGCGAUAAACCAAUCAGAGAGCGAGCCAUCCACAGAGCUAUUUCGAAUGACGUCAUUCUACUUGAAAUUUGAAAUCUGAACAGACUGUAUUCGUCGAAAAAAUGCGAGAAUGAAGCUUUAAAUUGAAGCUUCAGCUUUUCCAAACGUGCUACGGUGGCUCGACGACCUACAACUGCUGCGAUUUAUUCGAGCCCAGUUACGCGAUGCUUCGAGGAAGGCAACUCUCAGCCUUGGAAGAUAGAUUCUCUCGAUUGUUUCAGGUGUUACCGACUCAUCGAUUCUUUCUAUCAGAACGACACGGAUGAAGUCUCCAAAGUGAUCAUCUACUUCAACUACAUCGACAGUCCUCUUCUCGCCGAUGGAGUCAAGGUUGCCCAAGAAUAAUUGAUUUUAAAAACAAUAUAUUGAAGUCGCAAAUCAUCAUGUACAACACCGAUUCGCACCCCGAAAUCGGGAUUUUUCCUCGUUAUUAUUUCAACCUACACGAUUGGAAUCGUCUCAGGUUCACACAGAAGGUUUUUUUUAUAUAUUUAGAUGAAAAAGAAAAAAAAUUUUUUUUUUCACUUUUUAUUUCCUUUGGCUUAGUUAGCCGUCAAGGUAUUUUUCAAGUAAAGGCUAGCCUAUUUAAAAAAUUCAGCCCAAAAAGUUUUUUUUUACUUUUUUUAGCCCAAAAAGGGUUUUUUUCGUUUAUUUCAGACCAUGCCGCUUCAAAAUUUUUCAAAAAAACAACUCUUUAUCAAGUAAAAUAACGGGAAGCUCAAUUUUAAUUUACUAUGAAUUAAAAAAACAUAUUCAGGUGAUGAAAUUAGUCCCGGUCAACGACCGCUGCUCACACGAACAAGUUUAUCAAGGUUACAAAAAAUGCUUCAAACAAAAAAUUGCUCAAAUUCAAGGAAAAUUCACGUGCUUCGUUUACAAAUGGCUGAUGCAGCUCAAAGAGCAGUUCAAUUGCACCGUUCCAUAUUAUAAAAAUCAAGUGAGCGUUUUUUUACGAGGCCUAACAAGGUAGGUCUUUUCAAUUUGGAGUUUGGUUUGAUAGGAUUUUUUAAAAUAAAAAGAAAUUUAAAUUUUUUAGAUUUAUUGAGCAUAUUUUUUUAGAACUCUAAUGCACCAAUUUUACGCUUUUCAGAUCUAUAUCAGUCUGUCUGUAUUUGUUUUUUUUUUUCAAUCUAAAGUUUUCUCUAAACCUAAACGGAUCAGUAUUUACAUUUUCCUCUAGCCAUUAGUAUAAAAAGAACUUUUUUUUUUAAAUUUGGAGAAAAAAAGCCUGCCGUCCUUAUUCAUAAAUCUGCAACUCUGAACUAUCUGGUCUGUAUUUUUCUUUUUCAUUCUGAAGCUGAGUUAUCUCUCGGAUGUCCCAGUUUGCGAGCCGGAAGUCGUGGUGGCCAACUACGACAACAUCACGGACACGCCUGCCAUCCAGGGAUAUAAAGUGAGGAUUUCGGUUCGAAGUUUAUUUUCUAUGGUUUUCGAAGAGAAAAAUUUCAACAUUAGAAUGAACUCCCUUAUUGGGAGUUUAUUCAUUUUAACAUUUUUCAAGUGCAAGCCGGCGUGCAAAAGAGUUGAGAACGAAAUGCAACUGACGACGAGUAUCGACACAAGUCCCGAUCAGACUUAUGGGUUCCGCAUAGAAGCAAGCUUCACCUAUUUGGAGGUUUAUCUUCAACGAAAUUUUUGAAAAGAUAGUUCUUUUCGAUGGGCAGGAAGUCUAGUCGGCCUUUAAAAAUAGUCUGCUCGUGCGAACUACCCAUACCGCUCUUUGAGUCCGAAAAAUUGACUAUUUUUCAGUUUGAGCAGUACGAAGAAGUGCAGAAGACGACGUUGGCCGGCUUCAUCUCGGAACUGGGAGGUCAGAGCGGCCUUUUCGUCGGCUGCUCCAUAAUGACCUUCGUCCAGCUGAUCAGCUCCAUCUGCCUGGCCCUCUGGAGGCUCUGCAGACGUUACUACGACGACCGUUACUACACGGUCCGACUGGGUCUCUACACGACGCAUCCGACUGAAGACGUCCAUAAAUUCUACCCUAGACCUGAUGAAGUUCCUCCGACAGAGCGAGACGACGUCCAAGAGGAUGUCCACAAGCCUCUUUCCGUGAUAGACGAGGUCGAGGAAACCGCCACCGAGUCAAGAGCUGGACCAUCUGAAUCAGAGAAGCCAAGUACCGGAAACAACAGCGCCAACCCUACGAUGACCUCGUCUAGCAUUGAAUACAUCGGUUUUCCUGAAGUCACGUCCAAUGAAAGUCGUCCGAGUUCCACCCAACCUUCUGAAACUUCGACGGUGGAGUACACCUUUCCCUAUGACGAAGUUAGGCCGCGUUCCCUUCGACGUCGUGUUGCUCCAAGCGAAAUCGAGUAA